UAUCACCCCAGCUCCAUCUGACAGCCUUCUCUGUGUCCCUGUCUCAUCCUUUUUCAUAGUCUAAGGUCCUCUUUGGUCUUUUAUGUUUCUGUAUGAUCCUCCUUGCUCUUGGGUCCCAUGCAGAGGCAAGAUGCCUGAUAUGCCCUGAGCUCAAUGAUAAGUUAUCUGGUUUACCAUCUCUGCCCCCCUCUACAGGUUCUCUGUGAUGAUGUGUUACUCAGAUAUUACGAGGGGAAUGAUAGAAAGAGGAAUAAGUGAAUGUUUCUCAAAGCCUUAUAAUUAUAUACAUGGAGUAUAUUAUUUUGUAAACAGAAAAAUUAUAGCACUCAAAAAUUCUCUUCAAAAUAAGACACUGUCUAUUCGUUUGUAGAGAGACACCUGCCCUGGAGCUACAUUCAACUGUCAUGUCAGCCAACACUAACACCACUGAAGAAUCCUUCUAUUUCAUCCUUACGGGAAUCCCAGGGUUUGAGGCAGUGCACAUCUGGAUCUCCAUCCCCUUCUUCUGCUUAUACAUGAUUUCUUUGAUUGGCAACACCACCAUCCUGGCUGUCAUUUGGACAGAGCCCUCACUCCACCAGCCCAUGUACAUGUUUCUUUCUAUGCUAACACUAACUGACCUAGGUCUGACCCUCACUACACUGCCCACAGUCAUGCGCCUCCUCUGGUUCAAUGCCCGCAAGAUCAGCUUGGAAGCCUGUUGUGUCCAAUUUUUCUUCCUCCAUGGCUUCUCCUUCAUGGAGUCUUCGGUCCUUCUGGCCAUGGCCUUUGAUCGCUAUGUUGCCAUCUGCCGCCCUCUCCACUAUGCCUCUAUCCUCACAGAUGCAGUUGUCAGGAGGAUUGGGAUGGCCAUUAUUAUCCGCUGUGUUGUAGCAGUCUUGCCCCCUCUCUUCCUGCUCAAGCGGUUACCCUUUUGCAACUCCCACAUACUCACUCAUUCCUAUUGCCUCCACCAGGACAUGAUCCGCCUGGUCUGUGGUGACACCACAAUCAACAACUGGUAUGGCUUUGGGCUGGUCAUUGUCAUCUAUGUGCUUGACCCUCUCCUCAUUGUUUUCUCGUAUGCGCUGAUAUUGUUCAGUGUCUUACAUGCUGCCUCCCCAGCUGAGCGUCUUCAGGCCUUCAACAGCUGUCUUUCCCAUAUUCUGGCUGUGCUUGUUCUCUAUGUGCCUAUGAUAGGGCUGUCAAUGGUCCACCGCUUUGCUCGGCAUGCCUCCCCGCUGGUCCAUGUGGUGAUGGCCAAUGUCUACCUGCUGUCACCUCCUGUGAUGAACCCCGUCAUCUACACUGUGAAGACCAAGCAGAUCCGCCAAAGUAUCCUCCAUCUUCUCUCUCAGAGGAAGGUGCAUUAAGAAUGGAGUAGAGACUGUGGUCAGUAGAAUCAUAGCAGGCCAGGAAAAGAGAGAAAUUGCCAAGAGAUUUUUUUUUUAACAACUUCUAUGUCAGUUCAUUUAAUGAAAAUCUGGCAUAUCUAGAUUAUCACGUUCACUUCUAGGAGCCACAUUUUCAAAGGAUAUCGGUAAAUUCUAAAGGGUCUGGAGUCAGGAAUGCAAAGGAGUUUGGAGCAGGAGAAUCUCCUCAAUAAAACAUUUGGAUACAGGAAGAGGGCAUGG
This is a messenger RNA of Vombatus ursinus (common wombat), 1613 nucleotides long. Its product is annotated as olfactory receptor 51Q1-like. Gene Ontology annotation, cellular component: membrane. Gene Ontology annotation, molecular function: olfactory receptor activity; G protein-coupled receptor activity. The transcript has a single exon. Lineage: Eukaryota; Metazoa; Chordata; Mammalia; Diprotodontia; Vombatidae. Bases 405 to 1352 code for a protein of 315 amino acids. Gene Ontology annotation, biological process: G protein-coupled receptor signaling pathway. The record is from RefSeq and is a predicted model, not a curated record.